AUGGGCGUGGCUCCUGCCUGCGGUUCCAACUCCUCCUCUCCUUCCUCGCCUGCUGCUGCUGUUCCUGUUCCCGCUGGAACUCCAGUCGCUGCUGCUGGAACCUCUGCUGUUGAUCUUGCGCGUACGCGACAUAGGCCUCUUCCCAAUCCUCUCCUUCUCUCUGCUCCCUCUGUCGCUGCGCCCGCUGCUCCCUCAACAUCGCCACACGCGUCGCGUCCUCCGUCGCCGUCGGCGUUAUCGUCGCUGUUGCCGUCUCCUGGUGUGGGAAAUCACUGUCGCUCUCAUCCUCAUCCUCGGACAAGUUCUGGCCAAGCGCGUGGAGCACAGACCGCAUCACCGCAUCCUCGCCGUGCAGCACGCGCGCCUGUCCAUGCUGUCGAUCGUGUUCUGUCGUCAGACUCUGUCUUGCUCCCCGUGACUCAUACUGCUGCUGCUGCUGUGCCCGCCUCUGCUUCUGCACCCGAUUUUGGAUCAUCAGGAUCUGUUCCUGCUGAUUCUGAAGGACCUGCUGCAGCUGCUGAUAUGGGCUCGGAUGUGACUGCGGAGGCGUCCGACUACCACUCCGGCUACUGCUCUGGCUAUGUGUCGACCCCUGGUCCGUCGAAGACUGUCGCUGACGCUGCACCGGACGUGGCGUACGCUCAGCAGACAUCUGUCGUUCACAGUACUGUGGACGGGACGUCAUCAUCGGCUGGUCUGCCGAGGGCUGGCGCUCGCGGUACUGAGGACGUGAGGGCGGUGAUCCCGAGUGGUCCAUCAAGGGCUGGCACUGGCGCUGUGAAGGUGGAGGAGAAGGAAACGGCGUCAGAGGAGCCUGCUCAAUCGAAGGCUGACGCUGAGAUGGAGGCGACGAAGUCCUUUGAUCGACCGAGGACUGGUGCUGGCGCUCAUAUUGCUGGUUCUGGUACUGCUGGAGCUGCUGCUGAUACUCCUCAAGCUGCUGCCCAUACGAUUGCUCUUGAUACACCUCCUCUUGCUGCUGCUCUUGCUGCUGUUGUUGCUGCGAGGUCUCGCCUGCGGAAUGAUGCCUCGUCGACGACGACGCCGAGUUCGAGCUUGAACGCUGUCCAGCUGCGGACGCAGCCACCGAAGGAUGAGGAUGCUGUGCCCUUGGCAAGGUGUAAAACUUUGGCAUGUUACGAUCCUCAAUACUGGUGGCGAUAUUGGCAGCCGCCUGCAGAUGCUCGAGCCAGGUCAGGGCAUCAAUACGGUCCUUGCACUCGACCAACACCGUUCGGUCGCAGGCCCGGAUCCGGACCACGUUCGGACGCUGCGUGUAAUCCAUCGCCAUCUCGCAUCGUGCCAUUUGCAGGCUGA
Molecule: messenger RNA, 1317 nt
Organism: Gamsiella multidivaricata
Lineage: Eukaryota; Fungi; Mortierellomycota; Mortierellomycetes; Mortierellales; Mortierellaceae
Exons: 4
Coding region: 1-1317 (438 amino acids)
Source: RefSeq, a predicted model, not a curated record